AUGAGUACAACAUAUUGUUGUGAGGAUACUAUUCAACAAAUAUGUGUAUGUUUUCAUAAAAAUCGUUGUUCAACAUUGAAAUGUUCAAAUUCAUUAUUAACUCGUGUUGUUUAUGAUCUUAUACUGACUCUUACUGUGAUUGCUGCUUGUUCAUGUUUUAAUAUAGAUCAAACUGGUACAACAAAUACAUAUGAAUCAUUUGCUGGAUAUGCAGAUGUAUAUAGAAUUUUUUAA
Messenger RNA from Rotaria sp. Silwood1, 234 nucleotides. Lineage: Eukaryota; Metazoa; Rotifera; Eurotatoria; Philodinida; Philodinidae. The record is from the annotation of a GenBank genome assembly.